Messenger RNA from Coregonus clupeaformis (lake whitefish), 1336 nucleotides. RefSeq lists its product as uncharacterized. NCBI's taxonomy places the organism in Eukaryota, Metazoa, Chordata, Actinopteri, Salmoniformes, Salmonidae. The record is from RefSeq and is a predicted model, not a curated record.
CCUGCAGCCAAUGGAGGUGGACUAUGGACAGAUUGAAAUAUUAGAGGGUCCACAGCAGAAGGUAGACACACCUGAAGAGGUGGACUAUUUGUACGCCAGGGUACGGAAAGGCCAGUGAGAAAGGUACUGUCUAGAUUCAAUAUGAUAGAAGGAGGCUGAUUUGGAGGAAAGUACAACGCAGUUUCCAUCUGCCUAUGGGCAUAUCAUCCCUAACUGGUAUUGCAUAUCUUACAGAUUUCGUCCCAUUAUGACUAGAUUCAGGUUUUCAAAGAUGGUCAUUACUUCUUUUGCAAUAUGUACACCAAGUCUUAAAGAACAACCAAGUUAAAUCAUUUGGCGAACUAAGUUCAGACUUCCAUUUGCCAAAGUCUGAUUUCUGUAGCUAUUUACAGCGAAGAGACUAUUUACUGAAACACCCCAACUGGGUAAAAAUGAAAGGUGAGCCCUCUCCCAUAGAAAAACACUGAAUCAAUACUCAGAAAAGGGCAACUAGUAGUAAACAAAUAACAAAAAUAUACUAAUCUGUUGCUGUCAUGACCUAGAGCAAUACUCUGCAAACUAAGAGCAAGUGGAAAUCUGAACUUGGGGAGAACAUUGAAAAUGAUCUUGGGAGGCAAUACUCAUACCAUUAUCAAUGGAAAAUCAACAGUAGGUACUUUCUAACUCCAGACACAAUGGUGAAGAUAAGAAAAUAAACAACCAGUGAAUACUGGAGAAAAUGUGGGGAAUUGUUCGCAAACUACCUCCAUAUUUUUGGGUCUUGUUCUAGAAUAAUUAACUUCUGGAAUUAUGUUUUUGACUUUGCAAACAAUGUAUUUAAAUGCUCCCUGGCAAAGGACCCAAAAUGUAAUCCCUGAACGGUUUCAAAAUGCCUAUCUAUUGAAUAUACUCUUGUCUGCAGCAAAUACAUGUAUUACAGCACAUUGGUUAAAUAAGGACAUUCAUACUAUGCAAGAGUGGAAUUGUAGAGUGAAAUAAAUGUAUUUAAUGGAGAAAAAAAAUUGCAAACAGAUAUAUGUGAAAAAAGAUGGGAACCGCUCCUUGUAAAUAACAUUUAGUAGACAUAAGACCAAUUAGUCUUGAAGCAAUGUGAUAUGAUAAAUGUGAUGACUUAUUUUUCCUUUUAUUUUUUAUUUAUUUUAUUUCCUUUUGGUGCUUACAGUGCCUUCAGAAAGUAUUCACACCCCUCGACUUUUUCCACAUUUUGUUGUUACAGCCUGAAUUUAACAUGGAUUAAAUUGUGUCACUGGCCAACAGCAAGGAUUAGGACGUUUUUUUUUAGGAUAAAAAUAAAAGGAAUAGAGCUAAGCACAGGCAAAAUCCUAGAGAAAAACCG